AUGUCUAUCCUCAAGCUGGUCGAAGACCGGCCAACCCCAAGAGCAGUCUACAACUGGAAGGUUUACCUUCUGGCAGCAGUGGCCUCAUGCACAUCCUGCAUGAUCGGUUAUGAUAGUGCUUUCAUCGGCACAACCCUCGCCCUUGACUCAUUCAAGGCCGAGUUUGGCUUUGACACCAUGGGAAAAGAAACCCGGGACCUCAUCAGCGCCAACAUUGUUUCCUGCUACCAGGCCGGUGCCUUCUUCGGUGCGUUCUUCGCGUACCCGGUCGGGCACUUCUGGGGCCGCAAAAUCGGUCUGUUGGUUGCUGGUUUGGUCUUCAUCCUUGGUGCGGGUCUUAUGCUCGGUGUCAAUGGCGAUCGUGGUCUUGGCCUGCUCUAUGCUGGUCGUGUCCUUGCUGGUCUGGGUGUCGGAGCUGGCUCUAACAUCACUCCUAUUUACAUUUCUGAAUUGGCGCCUCCUGCGAUUCGUGGUAGAUUGGUCGGUGUUUAUGAGCUUGGCUGGCAGGUUGGUGGUCUUGUUGGCUUCUGGAUUAACUUCGGUGUCGACGAGACCUUGGCUCCUUCUCACAAGCAGUGGAUCAUUCCCUUUGCGGUGCAACUGAUUCCUGCUGGCAUGCUUAUCAUUGGUGCUGUCUUCAUCCGGGAGUCACCCCGUUGGCUGUUUGGUCGUGGUCGCCGCGAAGAGGCUAUUAAGAACCUCUGCUGGGUGCGCCAGUUGCCCGCUGAUGACAUCUACAUGAUCGAGGAGAUUGGUGCCAUUGACCAGGCCUUGGAGGAGCAACGCCGCAGUAUCGGUAUCGGUUUCUGGAAGCCCUUCCAGGCUGCUGGAACCAACAAGAAGGUCAUGUGGCGUCUGUUCCUCGGAAGCGCUCUUUUCUUCUGGCAAAACGGCUCCGGUAUCAAUGCCAUCAACUACUACAGCCCGACCGUCUUCAAGUCGAUCGGUGUCCGUGGUACCAACACUAGUCUCUUCACCACCGGUAUCUUCGGUGUCGUCAAGACCGUGGUCACUUUCGUUUGGCUCCUCUGGCUGAUCGACCACGUCGGUCGCCGUAACCUCCUCCUCAUCGGCGCUGCAGGUGGUUCCGUCUGUCUCUGGAUCGUCGGUGCAUACAUCAAGAUCGCCAAGCCAGAGAACAACACCAGCGACAGCCUCAGCGGCGGCGGUAUCGCAGCCAUGUUCUUCUUCUACCUGUGGACUGUCUUCUACACCCCCACCUGGAACGGAACCCCCUGGGUCCUCAACUCGGAAAUGUUCGAUCCAAACAUGCGUUCCCUCGCUCAAGCCUGUGCCGCCGCCUCCAAUUGGCUGUGGAACUUCCUCGUCUCGCGCUUCACCCCGCAGAUGUUCACAACCAUGGGAUAUGGCGUGUACUUCUUCUUCGCGUCGCUGAUGAUGUGCUCCAUUAUCUUCGUGUACUUCCUCGUUCCCGAAACAAAGGGUAUUCCCCUCGAGAGCAUGGACCAACUCUUCGAUAUCAAGCCCGUCUGGCGCGCGCACGGACAGAUGGUUGCCCAGCUUCGCGACGAUGAGGCUCGCUUCCGUCAUGAUGUUGAGGAGUCCGGCAUCUCUGUCGGCAAGAUUGCCGCUGAGCAGGUUGAGGAUGCUUCUCCUGAGGCGACCCAGGCGAAGUAUGAUUGA
Molecule: messenger RNA, 1644 nt
Organism: Penicillium antarcticum
Lineage: Eukaryota; Fungi; Ascomycota; Eurotiomycetes; Eurotiales; Aspergillaceae
Product: sugar porter family MFS transporter
Exons: 4
Coding region: 1-1644 (547 amino acids)
Biological process (GO): transmembrane transport; carbohydrate transport
Cellular component (GO): membrane
Molecular function (GO): carbohydrate:proton symporter activity
Source: RefSeq, a predicted model, not a curated record